This is a messenger RNA of Selaginella moellendorffii, 3419 nucleotides long. RefSeq names its product pentatricopeptide repeat-containing protein At3g09040, mitochondrial-like. Gene Ontology annotation, biological process: RNA modification. The record is from RefSeq and is a predicted model, not a curated record. The transcript has a single exon. NCBI's taxonomy places the organism in Eukaryota, Viridiplantae, Streptophyta, Lycopodiopsida, Selaginellales, Selaginellaceae. Bases 22 to 2058 code for a protein of 678 amino acids. Gene Ontology annotation, molecular function: RNA binding; protein binding.
AAAAAAGCUCUCGGCUUCGUGAUGCAAAAAUUCCAGAAAUCGUCUUGUCACAGUAGAGAUACUUGCGCUGCAAUCGCUCACGAGAAUCACUGGGGCAAAAACUCCGCCAAAAUUUCCAAUGCGGAGCUAAAGCUGAAGCAGCUUGUGGCAAAAACUCUUGGCUCCCAUCCCGUCACCCGAGUCUCGUACGGAAGCCUUCUCCAGGCGUGCGGCGAGGCAAAGAUCCUGGCGUACGGAAGGGUCGUCCACGAGCACAUGUCCGCCGCCAACAUGGACACGGGCAGCAUAUUCCUGGGGAAUCAUCUCGUGCAAAUGUACGGGAGGUGCGGCAGCGUGGACGAGGCCGCCGCAGCAUUCGAGCGAAUGGGCAGGAGGAACGUUGUCUCGUGGAGUUUCGUCAUCGCGGCAUUUACCCAGAACGGGCAUCACGGCCGAGCAAUGCGAUUCUUCCAAAGGAUGCUCCAGGAUGGAUUCGAAGUGGACAGGAUUCUGAUUGUCACGGCUCUUGGGUCGUGCAUGGAUCUGAAAACCGGGAGAGAGAUUCACGAGCUCGCCCUCGAGUGUGGAUAUGGAAACGAGACGGUCGUGUGUACGGCGCUGCUGGGCAUGUACAGCCGGUGCGAGAGCCUGGGCGAUGUCGAGACAGUGUUUCUUGGGCUCCAAGAGAAGGAUGUUGUGUCCUGGAACGCGAUGAUCACGGCCUUUGUAGAACUCGGCAAGAAACAAUCUGGAGUGAGCAUAAAGGUGGUUUGGAUGUUUCGAAGAAUGCUGCUGGAAGGGAUGAAGCCGAGCCGGGUGACAUUCAUAUCCACUCUUGGAGCCGUGGAGAGCAAGGAAGAAUGUGUGUGGCUUCAUGAAAUUAUCCGACAGAGCGGGCAAGAGCACGACGAGUUUGUGGCAAACUCUCUCGUUACUGCGUAUGGCAAGAAGAACAGCAUUGUAAAUGCUCGACAAGCGUUUGAUGCUGCUUCAGAUGCCUGUGUUGGAACAUGGAAUGCUAUGAUCGCGGCAUAUGCCCAUUGUGGGCAUUUUGAAAAAGCUUUAGAGACCUUUAUGUCUAUGCUGGAAAGUACCAUUAAGCCAGAUCAGAUCAGUUUUGUGAACGUCCUGGAGGCGAUCACUGGGCCAGAACUUUUAAGAGAUGGCGAGUUUAUACACAAGAGUGUUGUAGAAAACGGGUUUGAGAACGAUGGGAUAAUUGGCAGUGCUUUGCUUGGCAUGUACUCGAGGUGUGAGAACUUAGAGAAAGCCGAGGAGGUUUUUGCCCAGAUUGGACGGCCUUAUCACAGUGUCAUCGCAUGGAACUCCAUGCUUGCAACUUACACAGCGUUUGGGCGAUGCAAAGAAGCCAUCAAACUUUUCAUGGACAUGCAGCAAGACGGAAGCAAAGCUAGCGAGGCAACAUUUGCAACGCUUCUCGCUGCCUGCGCGGGCGCAUCCACUCUAGCUCAAGGCAAAAUGGUGGUUUCGUGGAUCAACGAAUGGCUUAUGAGCCACACAAUCAGUGCCUGUAGCUAUCUCGUAAUCCAGAAUGCGACGAUCAACAUGUAUGCAAAGUGUGGGAGCCUCGACCUCGCGCUCCAAACCUUCAAUUCGAUGCAUCAGAGAGAUGUGACAUCGUGGAACUCCGUUUUGGGAACGCUUGCACGGCAUGGCAUAGGCAAGGAAGCAGUCAUCUUUCUCAAGAGGAUGCACUUGGAAGGUGUGAGACCGGAUGAUAUCACGUACACUCUCGUUCUCACUGCUUGCAGCCACCAUGGGCUCUUCAAAGAUGGCCGAAAGUGUUACGAGUUUAUGACCAAAGUUCAUGGCUUGGAACCCACGCUUGUGCACUAUGGGUGCAUGGUUGAUCUUCUGGGACGCGGAGGCUGGCUGGACGAAGCCGAGGAUCUGAUAAGAGAAAUGCCAAUGCCGGCGGAUUCAACAGUGUGGAUGGCGUUGCUUGGGGCAUCAAGAAUGCAUGGCGAUCUUGCCCGCGCAAAGCUGGCAAUGAAGCAUGUCUGUGAGCUUGAGCCUGAUAAUCCAUCACCUUACCUUCUCAUGUCAAAUAUCUCUUAGUUCUUGCGAGACCUGUAUCCAUACCUCAUUUGUUUGAGCGCAACAAUACGUCCAGUCUAAUCUACAGUAACACCUCCUCUAAAAUUUGGAGGAUUGUGGAUUAGCAUCUUUGAAACCCAUAGCCGGAAGUUGUCGUCACCCGGGAAUCAACAUAUCGAUGUCCUGUUCAAGAUAGAUCUUCUUCAUAUGGCAGAAGAAGAAGAUGACUUGAUCUCAGGUCUCCCAGGUGAGCUAGUUCUUGUUCACGUUUUUUCUAGGCUGCCUUGGUACACUCGUCCAGUCUGCAGAUCUGUUUCCAAACGAUGGAAACAGAUGAUGGAUACCAGGAAUCAUCUUGUCGAUAUUGCAACUCGCAGGUUUCAGCUUCCACUGCUCCAAGGUGUCGCUUUGGUGUGUUCUUCAGCUCCAUAUAAGCCUCCAAGAUCACACUCGUCUCACCAUGAAAAGUACCCUGAAAAGAUCUUCCUCAUUCAGGACAAGGAAACCUUGCAGUGGCGAAGGCUUCCACCCGUAUCUGGCUUUCAAAGCUAUCAAGUUGGACAAGUCCGUGUGUACAAAGCAAGGCUUGUUGCAGGAUGUGGAGCGGUCUAUGCUUGGACAGUUGCCCCCACUCAAAGCUUUGGGGCUCCAGAAGGUAGCUUCAUAUUCAAACUGGACAUUGGUCGGGGAGAUUGGAUCUGGAAGAGAGUCCCAGCUUCUCAAGUUAGUCGCUGGUCCGAGCCAGUGUUUUUCAAUGGUAAGAUCUACUCGCUACUACCAGGCUGCCAACCACGGCGGAGGAUAUGUUCUUGUUUCGAAGUCAUGGAGUAUGAUCCCGAAACAGGCUCCUGCCAUAUGUCCAACAAAUGGCCCUCCAAGAACGUUGGUGUGAUCCUGAGCUCUUCUUCGCCACAGCAACAGCUCUAUGGCGUAGUCCGCACGUUGACCAACGGUCAACAGCUAAUGGUCAACGAGGGCGGGUCGUGGCAGCUACAUCGGGAGUUGCCUGCCCUGCCGGACGACCGGGUGUUCAAAUUUAAGCUGGUCAAUGGCGAUUGCUUCGAGCCUGCCGUGGAGGGCGGGGUCAACGUACUUGCCAUCUUGCUCAGCCACCGGGAUGCAGUGGUCUAUUGGUUCAACACAGAAGUCAACGGGGCAAACUGGGUAGCAAUCGAGCAUCAGAGCCAACCUGGAAAUGUGACACAAUGUGUGGCUGUUCAAGGAUCUUUAUAUGCAAUUUCAAGGAAUUUUCCAAGGCUUCAUUAUAAAUUGUGGAAGGGGACCAUCAAUGUGGCAGAGAGGCUUCUUAUUUGGGAGCAAAGGCAAAGGCUCCAAGUUUCAUUGUCUUGCUUCACCUUGAUGGCAUGAAAUAGCUUCCAGUA